Molecule: messenger RNA, 1848 nt
Organism: Cuscuta epithymum
Lineage: Eukaryota; Viridiplantae; Streptophyta; Magnoliopsida; Solanales; Convolvulaceae
Source: the annotation of a GenBank genome assembly
UCAUUCACCGUUCCAUUUUCCGGUCAUGGCGGCUCCCUACGUGUCACGACUGAUACUGAUCUUGAGCUUCCUAGCUGGCACCUCUGUUUACCAGAACACACUAUCAGCCGCCGCAGACGACCAAGCAUUGUCUUACAUAGAGUUUGGCGAAUCCUCCGGCAGGCUUUCCACCGAAGCUUGUGUCUUUGCCGCCGUGAAAGAAGUCGUGGACGCCGCCAUAGACGCGGAGGCUCGCAUGGGCGCUUCCCUCAUCCGUCUCCAUUUCCACGACUGCUUUGUAGACGGAUGUGACGGUGGGAUCCUGCUGAACGACACCGCAAGCUUCACAGGGGAACAGGGUGCAGCGCCGAACAGUGGCUCAGUGAGAGGGUUCAGUGUGAUCGAGCAAGCCAAACAGAACGCCAAAACUAAGUGCUCCGACACGCCCGUUUCGUGUGCCGAUGUCUUGGCUCUUGCAGCUCGUGAUUCCUAUGCCAAAUUUACAAAUCAAACCUACAACGUAACCUUAGGAAGGCGUGAUGCACGGACGGCGAAUUUAACCGGAGCUAACACCCAACUUCCGGCGCCGUUCGACAACCUCACCGUCCAAAUCCAGAAGUUUGCGGAUAAAAACUUCACCCAGAGAGAAAUGGUGGCCCUGGCCGGAGCACACACGAUUGGAGUUUCCCGGUGUGCGCUUUUGUGCCAGAGCGGUAAUCUCAACCCCAACAGAACCGCCACCCUGCAAUGCAACUGCACCGCCACCGGAACCGCCGUGGUUGGCUUGGACCCCACACCCACAACCUUCGACCAGAGAUACUAUGAGCAGUUAGGCAGAGGUCAAGGGCUUCUGUUUUCCGACUCAGAGCUGAUGCGCAGCAACACAACUGUCUCCGCCGUGACGAGGUACAGGGAUGUCACCGGUGCAUUCCUCGCCGACUUCGCCGCCGCCAUGGUCAAGAUGAGCAACUUGCCGCGCUCCUCCGCCGGGCAGUUCGAAAUUCGCGACGUUUGCAGCCGGGUCAACACAAACUCUGUUGAGUCUAUGUAGAUGCAUGGGUUCAAUCUUUUCACCGUCCGUUUCCUCGUUUUGUCAUUGCUUUCCACUCAAUGUCAGUUUUUAAAUUAGAAUGUGAAAAUAAGGAUUUGGAUGUGGAAAAAUGAUAAAAAAUGCUACUUGUACCUGAUUAAUUACACGCCUGUUUACACGUAAAGUGUAUUUUGUUUGUGUGUUGGCAAUUCAUUUUCACUUUGUCUAAUGAAGGAAAUUAUUUGUGACCCCAGAAAAGUGAAACGAAUUGCAGUCUGCGACUCUGCAAAAGUGAAUUGUUUGUGCACAAACGAUUAGAGGUCACACACAAUUGCCUUCAUUAGCUAAAAUGAAAAUUAAUUGUCUGUGCACAAACAAAAUACACUUGAAGUGUAGACAAGCGUGUAUAAGUAGCAUUUUUUAAAAAUGAUACCCCUCUCCAUUUCAAAGUUUAGACUACAGUAUGAUGCAUGCAGGCGGAGCUCGAGUUCAGCUUAGAUAGAGUCAUACGGUGUAUUUGAUAAAUAAGAGUUGAGUUCGAGUUAAAAUCAGGUUGAAAAAUAUAUUACACUAUUUGAAUUUAAGUUAUGUUCAAGUUUUAUUUUUAUUUUAAUAAUGGUAUAUUUUUAAAUUUUCUAUCAUUUGCAAUGGAGUCAAAGAUUCAUUAUUUUUUGGCUUGAGAAUAUGAUGAAAUAAAGCAAAAUGACUCACUAAAUUGUCUGCGCUUCUUUGUUAUGAAGCAGCAGUCAGUCCAUGUCAUUUUGGAUGCAGUUUUGGAUGCGAUUUUAGAAAUAAAGUAGUUAUCGUUUAGAAAUUAUGUUUCUUUUUACCGAAUACCG